AUAGUAUAAUUCAUAAUCAUCGUUGUCAUUUUCACUAUCUUCUGAUAGAAGCAUGAGCCAUUCAGCAUUUCCUUCAUGAUUCAACCAUAACAAAAUAUCCCUUCAUCAACCAUAGUUGAAAAAUCUCCAUUAUAUUCCUUCAUUAAAUCCAAUUCUUUUACAACAAACUUUCUCUAAAACCUUUUAGAGAAAUGUUAACACUUUUAAAAAGCCCUUCAAAAAUCAUUCAUCUCUGUAGAAAAUGGGUUUCAGAUCUUGAUUUAAAGAAGUUAAUAUUAAUUCUCCCAUCAAUUUUCCUCAUUAUAUACAUAUCAUUUUCUUCAAUAUCCAACAUAUCAUCAACUGGUAAAACUCUCAUAUUCAACGCUUUUUCCAUUUCCGGGUCGGGUUCCGGGUCGGGUUUUCCGGUGAGUAAGGACAGGUUGGAUGGAUCAAGAAUUGCUGUAUGUUUAGUAGGUGGGGCCCGUAGAUUUGAGCUUACUGGUCCUUCAAUUAUACAGAAAAUACUUGAAGUUUAUCCAAAUAAUUCUGAUCUUUUUGUCCAUAGUCCAUUCGAUAAUAAAGCUUAUAAAUUAUCAUUGUUAAAAGCUGCUCCAAGAAUUGCGAGUGUUAGAAUUUUCAGGCCAGAGCAUAUACCGGAAACUGAGUCACAACUACGAGUUUUAACAGGUUCACACUCACCUAAUGGUAUACAGGGUCUGCUGCAAUAUUUCAACUUGGUAGAGGGUUGUUUGACGAUGAUCCAAGACUACCAAAAGCAGAACAAUUUCACUUAUGACUGGAUAGUCCGGACCCGAGUUGAUGGCUACUGGUCAGCUCCACUAGGCCCCGAAAACUUCAUUCCUGGUCACUACCUAGUCCCUCCAGGUUCCUCCUACGGUGGCCUAAAUGAUCGCUUCGGCAUUGGCGACUAUAACACAUCAGUAAUCGCUCUUUCAAGGCUCUCCAUGAUUCCCCAGCUGGAUUCAGCAGGGAAAUAUCAGCUCAACUCGGAAAGCGCAUUCAAAGCCCAACUUACCACUCAACAAGUUCCCUACCUAACUAUGCGUUUACCCUUUUGCGUCGUAACGGAUCGUCAGUAUGACUUUCCACUUUCCCAUUAUGGUGUUCCGGUUGCAGCACUUUCUAGUCGAGGCCCCUUAAGUGGGGCCAAGUGCCGGCCGUGCACGCCCGCAUGCACCGGGUCGUGCGUUGAGCUCGCCAUGAAUAGACUAGAUAAAGGCUGGAGUUGGACGGAUUGGGCUAAUAACUCGCUCGAGCUAUGUGAUGCUCAUGCUGAGUGGGAGAGCGGGUGGGAGAAAGUAUUCGAUAGAGUGGCAGGUAAGAAACUUGCUGCGGCUAGAAGAAGAAUCGAUGGUUUGAAAUUGGAUCAGUGUGUGAGGGAAUUUGCUGAGAUGAUGAAUAAAACUGCACACUGGGAAGCUCCAUCAGGGUCUGAAAUCUGUAGCUUAGGUUUGUUGGACUCUCCAUGAAGCUAAACGAAGAUAGUAUACUAGUAUAUUGUUUGAUUUCUUGAAAAAGUCCCCGCAGAUAUUGCAGGAUUUUGAAUAGUUUUUAACUGAUAGAAGAAGUGUUAGCUCUACAGAGAAAUGAAUACAGAAAGGGGACAACGCAGUUGUCCUUAACUCGGUACCUAUAUUUCUGCUAUUUCAAUUGGUGUAACACGAUUUGUACAUACAUCUCUGUUGAUACAAUAAUGUUAUGAAAAUAAUUCCAACCCGACCAUCUGGGUACU
Messenger RNA from Lycium ferocissimum, 1735 nucleotides. RefSeq lists its product as uncharacterized. The record is from RefSeq and is a predicted model, not a curated record. The coding region runs from base 192 to 1472 and encodes 426 amino acids. NCBI's taxonomy places the organism in Eukaryota, Viridiplantae, Streptophyta, Magnoliopsida, Solanales, Solanaceae. The transcript has 2 exons.